Bolinopsis microptera is the source of this 2387-nucleotide messenger RNA. RefSeq lists its product as uncharacterized. The transcript is spliced from 11 exons. Bases 20 to 1630 code for a protein of 536 amino acids. The record is from RefSeq and is a predicted model, not a curated record. Gene Ontology annotation, molecular function: DNA binding; protein binding. Lineage: Eukaryota; Metazoa; Ctenophora; Tentaculata; Lobata; Bolinopsidae.
AUUUUAGGUGACCAUUGAAAUGACCAUGUCCGAAGAAUUGAGGAACCGAUCCCCUGCUUCUCCUACUUCUACAGACAGUUCAGGUGUGUUUGUAAAGUUGGUAUUACGAGAGGAGAUAAGAAAGUUGAAAAUAACAGAAUUCAGCUCGCCCUACGAAGAAAUGAUUAAAUUCGUCGACGAGCAAUUCUCGGUAUUGGGUGUAGUCCGACUGAGUUACAAAGACGAUGACGGAGACGAGAUAACAGUAAGCUCAAACAGAGAAGUGCAAGAUGCGCUCCAGAGCAGUGGUAACGUGAAGAUACUGAAGUUUAAUGUCAAGGACAUGAAGGAGGAAUCCGGUAGUGAUAACAGCGAGCCCAACAGUCCCAGUGGGAAUAUCAAGGAGAACCUACAAACGAGUCUGUACAACACAGUAGUAAGCACGCCCAGCCACGUCCUAAACGCUAUGCUGGAGGAAACGCAGAUGUCUCAGUUACAAAGUGAGGUCGACCAGCGAGUCACUGGUUUAAGACGAGGCAAGUCGAUGGGAGACGAGAAGAUAACAGUUCCAAACAUAUUUACCACAUUCGACAACAAAGUCAUGCGGCAAUUCGAGGUUGGAACCAACGGAGUAUCCUGUACAAUCUGUCCGCUCCCCAAGUGUCCCAAACCCACAACAGAUUUCAGCAACUUACGGGCUCACGGUAGAUCUGAGACUCACCAGCAGCAGCUUACUUACCAUAUCACCGGUGAACAUGACCUGAACAACUCGAACAUUCUCUCACGUACACUGGAAUACCCCCUUUCUUGGCGGCUAAACGACCGUGCAACUGCUGCCCAGCUCAUCGCUGCUAAAUACCACCAUUUUGGAGCUCCGACUGGACAGAGAAGAAAGAGAACAGCGUUCAGUCCGGCCACAACCCUAGCCCUGGAACAGUUUGCUAACAGUAUCAACUGGAAACGAGGCGAAAGUGAGAAAAUCAACGAGUUUGCUCAGAAACACAACCUUACUUUCUACCAAGUCAAGGUAUGGAUGAACAAUCACAGACCUCGUAAAAAUAACAUGAACUAUGUGCCCCACCCUUAUCUAAAGGACAACAAACACUUCCUACCCUCUCGUGAUCUUAGCAAGGUAAUACAAGCUCUGGGAGACACCAGAACGGAUGCGUUUUCUUUCCAGAAUCUGGCAAGCAGUGGAUUACAGUACAAUCUCCCUAUCCACUCCUCAGCUCUGACCUCAGCUCUCCCUCCCCUUACAUCAGAACAGCAGGAGCAGGUGCACAGCAGUGCGUUUACCAGUGUCAGUAACGUAGGCAGUCCUGACCAGGGUCGAACAGUCAGCACCACACCUACAGACAAAGUAGCUCCAGCAGAUAUAGUCUCCAAGUGUGAUCCUCUCUCCAGCUCUAUCAGCUCUACUUCCUCGUCUGACCUCUCCAAGUUCUCCAACACCCUUUCAACCUCGUCCUUUGAGAAGUUUCCCAUGGGAAAUUUCCCGCUUUCGUCCCAGUUCCCGGCUAUCACCACGACCUGCUCGCCCUUCAGCGGUGAGCUGAUCUUUUCCAACGGACUCCUCGGCUCUGACAACAGAGACAUCAGUCAACUUUUUAGCAGCGUGAAAAACAGCAAUGUUAAUGAUAGCGCGAGAUAGACAUUUUACAAGAUUAUUAUUAUCAUUUGCUUGUUUGAUUUUGAGUUGAAUUGAUUUGCGGUUGAGACCAGCUGUGAAUUAAGUUGAAACUGACCGAUUCUCUAAGGAAUCGAGAGAAGAACUGAGGGUGAAGACACGAUAAGAUAAAUUGUGAAUAGAAGAUAAGAAGGACCUAUUUGAGGGCCUGACAUUACCUAUUUGAGGGCCUGACAUGACCUAUUUGAAGGCCUCACAUGACCUAAUUGAAGGCCUCCCGUGUUUGGGAAAAUUACUUUGAGAAUUUUACCUGAUCAUCAUACCCAGUUAUUUUAUAAAUUUCACAUGUUUUAAAACAGUUCAUUUUCAUCAUUCCGAGCAUUAAAAACAAGCUUUGACAUGUUCUUAUUGAAUUCCAUCUUGAUCUAGCUGGUUCUAAGAUGAUAACUCGACCUCAAGUGAAAUGAAUUUGUUUUUAGCCCCUUGUCGCAAUUUCAUCAAUACGUUCCUCGUGCAAAUCAUGGUCGCACCAUGGAUAGAUAUGAACGAACAAUAUUAAUUUGCAUUUUUCAACUUGCGGCAUUUAUAGGUCGUGUGAGUGGUAGAAAUGACUGAAGCUGGAAAUGCCGAUAAUGCGAAUGUUAAGUCUUCCCAAAUGCUAAUACCCUUACAAAUUGUUAUGAUGCUUAAGUUAAUAAGUGAUAAAGACAAUUGAAUUCAAAAUUAUAAUGUAUUGCUUAUAAAUUGCUGUUUUAUUAUUUGUUUUAGUUUAAAGCCAAUC